AUGCGGGGUAAUACGCGACUUGAACAGCUCCUCCAACAUCUUCAACUGUCCAACUCUUCCACACAGCCCGUUGCAACACUCAACAUGCACGCCUGGAUCGAUCCCCCCCUUCGCGAUGGAGAAGACGGGGAUGAGCGGGAACCCACUGAAUCCGAAGCCAUCGCCAACAUCGACCAGUGGUAUCAAGAAGGACGACCGCUGUUUCCCCGCGAUUCCCUCCAAGAUGUGCGCGACCAGCUGCGGAAGCCCCUCAAAAAGGGCGACUCCAUUUACGUGAAAGCGUUCGAUGGGUCGAUCUACGAAUGGCCUGUGAAAACCGGCGACAUCAAAACAGUUUGGGAGCCCGACGAUGAGACGGGAGAGGAGAAACGGGUGCAAUGGGUGCUGACCACCCCGCACAUUUCUUAUCGCUCAUUUACAGGGCUUAAAGAGGUGCUAAAAUACAGCCUGUCACAGGCGUAUUGCAGCGUGGGGAUAGAACACUGGAUGACCCGCGUCGGCCGCGGGCCCGAGCACGAACAACUGGGAAAUUCUGACUCAGGACUGGAGUUUCUGGACACUACAUUGCGGAACUGGGAGGGUAGCGAAGCAUGGAGGGACAUCAAAUCCACACUCUCGUCUUUGAACCUCAAUAUCAAGAUCGGCAAGGUGAUAGGUAUGGCAUGCGGGUCUUUCACACCGACAUUGGACUGCCGAGGAUCCAGAAGAUCAGCCGUUCAACAUGCACUCCUCUUAACGCUAAAGAGCUUUCUGCAGGAAAGCAAUUUAGGCACCACUGAUGUCGCGUGCUACGUCCAGGACCCAGGAUAUUCCAAUACUGAUUGGCUGGUUCUUCAAAGAUCAGAUAUCAAGGUGCUCGAGGACCCGGAGGGCUUCCUCGAAAUGGAUGAUGCUUCCCUCGUGUUUUCCUGCAGCCCCAACAUUUGUGUCAAGGAGAUUGUUGCGGACAUUGCUCGACCGCCCAUUCUCAUCUGGUGUACUGUCAAAGAGGAAGAUCCGGAAUGCCCCCUCACCGAUCCAGACUCUCCGCGGGUCAGGGAGAUGAUCCGAACGUGUUACGAUCAGUUUCCGUUCCCCGAGGAUCAUGAUGAUAACUUUACGUGCUUGACGAUAUACGUCAAGAAACAGUGCCAAGUUCCACAGUAG
Messenger RNA from Aspergillus lentulus, 1146 nucleotides. Lineage: Eukaryota; Fungi; Ascomycota; Eurotiomycetes; Eurotiales; Aspergillaceae. The record is from RefSeq and is a predicted model, not a curated record.